This is a messenger RNA of Lathyrus sativus (Indian pea), 576 nucleotides long. The record is from the annotation of a GenBank genome assembly. NCBI's taxonomy places the organism in Eukaryota, Viridiplantae, Streptophyta, Magnoliopsida, Fabales, Fabaceae.
AUGGAUUACUUCCAUAGUCUCCUGCACCAGUUAAGUAGGAUCCCUGAUUUCAACUUCCAUGCUAAAUGCGAAAAGCUGCAGAUUAUCGAUAUCAGUUUUGCGGAUGAUGUCCUCUUCUUUACCCGUGGGGAUGGAAAGUCUGUGCAGCUGCGUAUGGAUCAACUGCAAAUGUUCUCUCAGUCCACUGGUCUUGUAGUUAACCCUACGAAGUGUAGGGUGUACUUCGGGGGGGUUGAUAUUGAGACCAAAAACGACAUCUUGGCUUCUACUUCGUUUAUGGAAGGGGAUUUACCCUUUUGUUACUUGGGUGUUCCUCUCACAAGUAAAAGACUUUCAACGCAUCAUUAUAUGAGUUUGGUGGAUAGAAUUGUUAGUCGGAUUCGUCAUUGGAGCUCCAAAUUAUUAAGCUAUGCAGGCAUACUCCAAUUAAUAAAUAGUAUCAUUACUGCUAUAGCAGCUUACUGGAUGAAUUGUCUCCCUUUUCCCAAGCAUGUGAUUAAAACCAUUAAUUCUAUUUGCAGGACUUUUCUGUGGACAGGUAGCGAGGUAAAGUCGAGAAAAUCCCCAAUUGCGUAG